ACACACAACAAUAAUGGCGGAAAUAAUUGUGUUUGACGAUAGUAGAGGUGAAAAUGACGACAACUAUGCAUAUCAUAAGGCAGAGCAAGAUCUACAAAAGCAUAUCAUGUCAAUUUAUGGGACCUCUGGAAAAAAUUCUGAUAUGUUCCGGUGUGUGUAUAUUACACUUAAUUUACUUUUAAAAGCUGAAAACAUUUUUUAACAUAAUGAAUGAAUGAUAAUCAUUGUUUGUUAAGAAUUAAGUCUUAAGUUAAAUUUAAUUUUAAAAGUUAAGUGUAGACGCUUCGGUAAAGCAAGUGAGACUACAUCAAAAUUUGUAUGGGAAAUGGGCAUCAGUACAGAAGAAAUCUGAGUUUUUAACUUUUGUAUGUUGGUGCUUUUCCAUUAAUAAAAUGUCUAUUUUGUCAUAAAAUUGUGGUAUCCUUCCACAUGUUCACAAUAGGGCCACAAAAGGGGACAUCUUGACCUACAAACUAUAUGCCAACAUAUUGUUUUGCCUUUUUUGAUCGACCUGAGUUUUAGAAAUUCAUAGCUUUUUAAUAUCAUGUCUUUCAUAUUAAUUUCUAUAAAGUUAAUAAAGCAUCAUAUAUUGAUGUAUAUGUAUGCCCAUUCUCAUUGAUGUAGGUCGUGUCCGACAUUCGCUACGCUUGUCCCAAUAACCUGCAUUACCAUAAGGUCGCUCAGCUAAUUUUGUCUUGGAGUGGGCCACACCCCCUUAUUAAUGUCUGAAGAUGCAGAUACUUAGGAAAUAUUCUAUUAUUAUAUUCUAUUGGGGGGGGCGCGGUGGUCAAAGUGAUAGUGCGCUGCGCUGCGGUACCAAGACUUAAAAAUAAAUUUCAAUCAGUCACGGGUUCGAAUCCUGGUGCUGGCACCCCUUCGGGUAGAUGAUGCUCGUUAAAACCUUGGCUAGGAGAAGGAAACUCCAACUUCAAAAAUCCUCUGCUGCCUUGUGCCUAUACCCUUCGGGAAAGGCUAAGGGAGCAAACCCUGACAGAAAAUCAGGAAAUGGAGCACCUACAGGCGGUCUAUACAUAAGACUCUUAUGUACAUACCGGCAGCUCCUGCGACGCCAACGGCAGCCAAGCCGCAUCGACGCAAGUCGUUCCCUUGGUUACACCAUUGACGUGGAGAGGGUGGAUAUGCUGUAUGGGCAGCAGCUAAUUCUCCAUAAUACCCGCCCAGGCUUGCAUCACCUCUGGAGAGGACACUCAUUAUAAGCCAAACGCUCAAUUGACGUAGAGCUAGGCGCCAGGGGUUGCUUCCGACGGUGGGAGAGACUACCAAUGUCUCACUGGACAGCUACCGCCCGCCUCAAACUGGGCAGCCCCCAGUCAAAUAGGUGCUAUCCCGUCAUGGCCUGCCUUCUCCACUGGGUGCGUGGAGAUUAGAGUGCAACCAAACCAAACGGUGAUGCACCAUCGUCUCACGAGACGGAAGGAUGCCGAUAUAGAUUCUAUUAUUACCAAUAUUUACAUCAAAAUAUUUGAUACCUUGUGUUUUAGAGUGAACUUAGAAGUAAUUUAAACAAGAAUAUUUUUAUGCAACUAUACAAGCAUACCCAACCCUCUCUUGUCAAGUCUGGUAUCCACACCUUGCAAAAGUGCAUUGGUGAUGUCAAGUCAUGGAUGACUCUCAGCAAGUUAAAGCUAAACGAUGACAAAACAGAAGCGCUCUUCAUGCACAAUCAUGAAUCAUCCUCUAACUCAGCUCUCCCCAUCUCAUUUCAAGAAGGUGGUUCCGAUAUAGAGUUCACAUCCUCUGCUAGGAAUCUUGGUUACAUUCUUUCUGACAACAUGUCUCUCAAUAAUCAUAUUUCUCACAUCUGUUGCUCUGUGUACACCGCUAUCAGUCAGAUCAGCUCCAUCCAUCACUACCUCACAGUGAGCGCAACAAAAACACUAGUCUGUGCUCUUGUUCUCUCUGGUCUUAACUAUUGUUACUCUCUUCUGUCAGGUUCACCUAAGCACUUCAUAUAAAAACUUCAGAAAGUUUAAAACUCAGCUGCUAGGUUAGUUCUAAAGGCAAAGAAACGUGGUCACGUCAUUCCACUACUUCACUCACUUCAUUGGCUCCCCAUACAGGCACGCAUUGAUUACAAGCUGUCUAUUCUAUGUCACCACUUUUUCUCUGGUUCCUGCCCUUCCUAUCUUACUGAACUUCUUACUGUCUAUUCACAGACACGCACUAAAACAUAUGGUGACCGAUCUUUCUCUUUCUGCGCUCGCAAACAAUGGAAUGCUCUUUCUCUACACAUCCACAAUCAACCGACCAUGCAGGCCUUCAAAACUGCACUCAAAACACAUCUCUUUAAACUCUACUAUCUAGACUGAUUCCCCCAAUAGCCGAUAAACGAUGCUGCUGGUUGCUGUCCAUGGCUUGACAUGUAAAAGUUCUGGGGUGGGUGGGGUUAAUAUACAUUUGUUUUGUUGUUAUAGCUGUAUUUUUUAAUUAAAUAAAUGUCUGUUAUUUUUUACCGUCAUGAUUAUGUUUUCUAAUAUUUUUAUGUACAGCGCAGUGAGCCCAGCCCUAGGCUGGGGGACCGCGCUAUAUAAGACCACUAACAAUAAUAAUAAUAAUCAUAUUUUAAUUAGAGGUUUAAAAACCCAGUAGAGUCAAUAUAAUAAAUUAUCAUAAUUUACCGUUUGCAAUAUGUUGUAUAUGGUAACCAUUCACAGCCAACGUAUAAAACUUAAAAACUCAGAUUCUUCUGUGCUGACUCCAAUUUCCUAUACAAAUUUCCUGUGCCUACUCCUGGCUUUCUGUCAUUCUGUGCAUCCUAACUACAACAUAUUUGAAAGUUACCUCAGAAGGAUAGAUAACAAAUUUAUAAUUAAGAACACUUAAAUAUGAUAACUAGUUACUGGCCUCUUAUUUAUUACACAAAAAUACAUUACUACCCUAAGAAUUUCAGUCACUUAGCCUAAUAUUAGCCAUAUAUUAUAUAUGUUAAAAAAAAAUCCCAGCUCAAAUAAAUUAUAGAACAAUUUUUCAGUGAUUCCUCAUUAAGACCAAUUUGUUAUGAUAAAUAUGCAAUCUAAUCUCUAAAUUGAUGUAACAAAAUUAUGCAAAACUGAGAUUAGCAUUGUUAUAUCAACAAAUUCAUUUUUUUUUCAAAAUGUUAUCCUAUGUUUAUUGAGGAAAGUCUGUACUUAAAAAAAUACCCACAAAACACAUCUGCUGGUUGGUGUUAUUGUUUUUUUUUCAAACGAAGUUGUUUUGUCACACUUUGUCACAUUUUAAUCAUUUGUGUAAGUAUUUUUCAUUAUAUACAUAUACAUUACCAUACUUGGAAAAAUUUGAAAUUGUCACUUUUCUGUACAACUUAACAGACAUGAGUAUCUUGGCUGGCAAAAACUGGCUGUUCAUACUUUAGGGUAAGAAACUGGUGGAAAUGAUCUAGGUCAUGAGCGUCAUAUUUAGUACUCAUUGACUGGUUUUAAUAGUUUCCUAUUUCUGCCAGGCCGUCGUUGUCAGACAAGGCCAAGAUUGGAUUUUUUAGUCUUGAUAGAGCGUCACAGACUGAUGUCACUGAAAUUAUUGACUUGAAAGAUUUGACACAAGUUUUGCAAACUUUGCUAAAGGUUAGCAAGUAGAAUUCAUAUUAGAAAUUUUCAUAGAAGUAAAUUUUCUUUGCAUCAACUACAGUAUUCAUGACCUACCUUUUUACUCAUUUAGCAUCAUGACACCUUCAUUUUUAACAAAAUGCAAAGAAAGAUUUGUAAAGUGCUCAAUAUUAAUGCUAAAUUUAACUUAGAGAUCAAGGCAAUAAAAGGUGAGGCUUUUUUUGAAAAGCAUGUGUGAUCAACCUUUUAAAACAAAAGUUCUCGAUCAACCUUUUAGUCUGUGUAAUUUAGUGUAGUUUGAAUUUACAAAUUUCAAUCAUAAUAAAAUGAGGAAAUCAAGUGCUGUUUACUUUCUUAAAACUAAUUGUUAUAUACUAAGAACUAUUGCUUAUAAAUUUAUAGCGUAAGCAAAUUUUCCCUCUCUUGUUCACAAAAUAUUAAAAACUACAGUGACUUUAGCAACAGAGCAGAAUUAAGCAUUUGAUAAGAUUGUGCUUACAAACAUUACAGAUCAGUUAUAAUUAUUUUAUUUAAUCAAGUUUGUUUCAUGAGAAAUCAAUUUUAAAAAUGAAUCUUAUUCAAAAUUUGAUGGUGUUGCAGGAUUCAGCUAAUCUUCGAAGAGAUAUCAAUUUGACCAAACAUGUAAUGCAAGCUGAUCAUGAGGCAAAACUCCAAGAAAAAUCUUUAGAGCUGUAAGUAAAAUUCAAAUCCAGGGGAAUAAAUAAUAUUAUUCAUUUAAGGAUAACUCUCUAUCGGUCAUUGUUUAUUUUUGAUUUAUUUAUUUGGUCUCUCAUAUGGUCUUUUAAUUAUUGCCAUAAUAUUGAGUUUUUAUUUUCCCUUUUCAGUUAUUGCAGAAUCAAUGAACGAGUUGUAGAACUUGAAAAAAAUCAUCAAGAUGUAUGUAUAAAGUACAUUUAUUUUUUAAAGAUUUAUUAACACACAUCAGCCUAAAUAUAAAAGCUUCAAAAGAUGUAUUAUCCAUAACCGUUUUACCUCUUUUGCAUUUUAGAGAGUGAACUCUCUUCGCAAAGCUUUUCGACAACAACUUGCUGAUGCAAUAUCAAGACUUUCUGUUCAUUAUAGUGUAAGCCAGUUUUGAAAGAUUUUGUAUUAUUUUGAUGUGUUCCAAUUUUGUUAUAAUCAUUAAUAUGUUAAUAAUUCAAACCAAAUACAAUAGUAAACUAUUUUGCAAAAACUCUAUAAUUAUUUAAAGCAUAAUAUUAAAUUUGUAUUAUUUUGAAAGUUGACAAUUUUUUAUUCACAUCUAAUGAAAAAUGAUUUAACUCAUUCACAUAUACUAAAGGUUUAACUGGUUCAUAUAAACUAGAAGAACAAGGUAUGUGGACGCUUGAAAUUGAAGAACAGGACAAUAAAAGAAGAACGGUUUGGCUAAGAUUAAUCUUGUAAUCUUGGUUUUGAAUAACCCAACUUCCUGCAAUAACAUUAUUGGCUAACACUUACGUUUUUAACUACUUUCUAGUUCUUGUCAUUUCUUCAGUUGUCCUGUCUGCUGAGGAAGAUUCUUAGCUGAAUGUUCUUCUUUUAUUGUCCUUUCUCCCUGUUUCAAGACCCCAACGUACGUUGUUCUACUAUUUCCUUCACACAGCUUGAACGCAGUCCUUCCAUUUAUUACCCUAUAAACUAAAUGGUUUCAGAAAAAUCUACAGUCAAGAAUGGUAAGGGAGCGUUCAAAGCAGAAAAAUGACACCGCUGAUAGAGAAGAAAAAUUUAAGGAGAUGCAAGCAACAAUUAUUCGGAAUGAAGGAAUAAUACAAAUGUUGAAGACGCAGUUACAGCAGCAACAAAUGCAGAGUCAAGAUGAUGAAGAUGAGAGAUUUAUGAACAGGACGUUAGCUGCCACUGUAGGUGACACACUUAGGUUUGAACAGGACGUUAGCUGCCACUGUAGGUGACACACUUAGGUUUGAACAGGACGUUAGAUGCCACUGUAGGUGACACACUUAGGUUUGAACAGGACGUUAGAUGCCACUGUAGGUGACACACUUAGGUUUGAACAGGACGUUAGAUGCCACUGUAGGUGACACAAUUAGGUUUUAAAUGGAUUUAAAUUAAUGAUUUUUUAAAGAUUUAUCUAUGAAUUUUAAUGUCAGUGUUACUUUAAAAGGAACAAAAAAACAUUACUAUAACAGAUUGAAAUGUACUAAUAACUUUUUCAAAAAUUUGUAUAUAUUUUGUAAUGGAUUUUUUAGCUGCUUGCCUUUUAAACAAAUGACUAAACAUUUUAUAGACAUACAUAUUAAUUACAUAUAAAAUAAUCAUGAUAAUAUUUUCUAUAUCAGUGGUUUUUUAAAACCUUUCAUCCCGUAGCACACCCAAUGGUUUUACUACUCUUCAAACCCUUACACAAUUUUUAUAUUAUGACUGUGUCACUAUCAAUGAAUAAUGGGGAUUAUAUCAGAAAUACCAACUUACCUCAAAUGAAUAUUUACAUUUUGUAGGUAAAAUUACUUUAAAAUAUUAUCUUUCAAUUUAUUUCCCUUAUGUCAAUAUAUAGCAAUACACAAGUAAACCUCUGCAACACUAUGGUAAAAAUAUGCUGGACUAUGUAAUAUCUUGUUGAAUGUUGUCUUGUGUACUGCAUUUAUUUUAAGUAUUUUCUUUUAAACUCCUCACACAGAUCACACAAGCAAAGAUCUCACCAGAAAACAUUUGUAAAGAUCAUUUACAAUAUCAUCUAGUGUAGUGUGUUUUAUGUUCUUAAAUUUGUUUUAGAUGAACUUUAUCACAAACACAUGACAUAUCCCUACGGAAAACUCAUCUGUGGUAGAUGAGACAAAUAGACCUAAAUUUCUUAAAGGCUGUUUGUCAACUUUGGUCAAACUUAGUACACUUGUUACUGCCUCACGUAUCACAGCAUAUAGCCCCUUGCUCAAAUGACAGUGUCUCACACAUCACAGCAUUUAGCUUCUUGCUCAAAUGACAGUGUCUCACAUAUCACAGCAUUUAGCUUCUUGCUCAAAUGACAGUGUCUCACACAUCAUAGCAUUUAGCCCCUUGCUCAAAUGACAGUGUCUCACACAUCACAGCAUUUAGCUUCUUGCUCAAAUGACAGUGUCUCACACAUCACAGCAUUUAGCUUCUUGCUCAAAUUACAGUGUCUCACACAUCACAGCAUUUAACUUCUUGCUCAAAUGACAGUUUAUCAAAUAUUUCAUAUUCAUUUUUUAAAAUCUGCAUUGCUAUAAUUGAUAUAACCAUGUAUUUUCCAAUUUAAUUUUCUACUUAAAUGAACAAUGUUCCAGCUCCAUUCUGAACCACUGAAGUUAGCACUAAUUAAACACACUUCACUAAUUAAAAAUUAAACACACUUCACUAAUUAAACACAGUUCACUAAUUAAACACAGUUCACUAAUUAAACACAGUUCACUAAUUAAACACAGUUCACUAAUUAAACACAGUUCACUAAUUAAACAUGCUUCAUUAAUUAAAUACACUUCACUAAUUAAACAUAUUUCACUAAUUAAACACACUUCACUAAUUAAACACAAAGAUGAAAAUCAGGUAAUACAUUACAAAAUCAAACUAAACAGCAGUGUACCAGAUUUCCUGAGGUUAUUUAGCCCCCAUAUAUAUGUAUGUAUAACCAUACUCAAAUUACUUAGCAAAUCAUUUUUACUAAGUUUUAAAAAAAAUAUUAUAGCAUAAAUCAAAUUUAUUAACUUAUUUUGAACUUUCAUAAGCCUCAAGAGGACCUGGAAGAACAGCUCAGUGCUGUUCAGGAACAGCUUGAAGAAGCAAAGCAAAAGCAAGAAAUGUCAGAUAAAAAGAUCAGCAGAUUAGAAGAGGCCUUAGAGAUCAAAGAAGAGGAAAUUUCAACACUUCGUGAGUAUUUGUGAUAUGCACCUCAUGAGUACUUGAGAUAUGCACUUUGUGAGUACUUGAGAUAUGCACUUCAUGAGUACUUGAGAUAUCCACUUCAUAAGUACUUGAGAAAUGCACUUUGUGAGUACUUGAGAUAUCCAUUUCAUAAGUACUUGAGAAAUGCUCUUUGUUAGUACUUAAAAUAUGCACUUCUUGAGUACUUGUGAUAUGCUUACCGCAGAUUAUUAAAAUUAUUAAAUAUUUUUUAGAUUUUAUUUACAGCACACAUAUGUCUCUGCCAUCUGUCGGUUACAAUGUGCCGAUUUGAUAGACUUGGCGGGAAGAAAUCACAAGGCCUGGGUUUUUUUUCUUUAGGAUGAUAAGCUGGUUUCCCUAGACAGCAAAUCGCCUCUUUCCACAAACCUGGAUAACCCAAGGGAAUAUCAUGUGGAUGAUACAGCAUGGCACCAGUAGCGUCGCAGCAGUUGCUGCAAUUUUCAUUGUGUAAAUGUUAUCCGCCUAUGGGACUCCAUCUCUGGGUUAGAAUUCUGAGUUUUCCAUCUCUUAGAUGAGUUGCCAUCCAAGGUUAACGAGUCCCAUCCACCACGGGUGCUGGUCUUAGAUGAGUUGCCGUCCAAGGUUAACAAGUCCCAUCCACCCCAGGUGCUGGUCUUAGAUGAGUUGCCAUCCAAGGUUAACAAGUCCCAUCCACCCGGGGUGCUGGUCUUAGAUGAGUUGCCAUCCAAGGUUAACAAGUCCCAUCCGUCCGGGGUGCUGGUCUUAGAUGAGUUGCCAUCCAAGGUUAACAAGUCCCAUCCACCCCAGGUGCUGGUCUUAGAUGAGUUGCCAUCCAAGGUUAACAAGUCCCAUCCACCCGGGGUGCUGGGGAAGUUUUUGUUUCUCUAGGCUUUGGUGGGGAUUAAACUCGAGAUCCAGCUUUUUGAUUUGACCCAGUACAGACCGCUCAGCCACCCAGUACAGACCGCUCGGCCACCCAGUACAGACCGCUCAGCCACCCAGCACAGACCGCUCAGCCACCCAGCACAGACCACUCAGCCACCCAGCACAGACCGCUCAGCCACCCAGCACAGACCGCUCAGCCACCCAGCACAGACCGCCCAGCCACCCAGCACAGACCGCUCGGCCACCCAGCACAGACCGCUCGGCCACCCAGCACAGACCGCUCGGCCACCCAGCACAGACCGCUCGGCCACCCAGCACAGACCGCUCAGCCACCCAGCACAGACCGCUCAGCCACCCAGUACAGACCGCUCAGCCACCCAGUACAGACCGCUCAGCCACCCAGUACAGACCGCUCAGCCACCCAGUACAGACCGCUCAGCCACCCAGUACAGACCGCUCAGCCACCCAGUACAGACCGCUCAGCCACCCAGUACAGACCGCUCGGCCACCCAGCACAUAUUACUUAUUCAAAUAAUAGUAACGAUUAAAAUGAUGUUUGUGCAGCCUUAAAAGAAUCUCACUUUGUUCAAUAUAUUGUAGGCCUACAUACAACUAAAAGUCUUAAAAUCUUUCUGGUCAUUCAUCAGAUACAGAUCUUGAUUUUCUUAAAGAGCAAUUGGAAAGAAGUAACAUCAUGGUAGAACAGGUAAAUUUGAUUAUAUUUAGUAUUCCUAUGGUAUUGUAACUAAUUUUUGUUUAUCUUCUCCACUAGAAUGGUGGGUGUGUCCAUUCUAUUGGCCCUUUGAUGGGGAUGACCCCGGGCGAAUUUAAACUUACUUUUAGAUAUGACUAUGUAAUAGAUGCACUAUCAUAGUGCUCCAGGAAUGUAGACCUAACAUGAUCAUGACAACAGUCUUAUUCUUAUUUUGAAAUAUUGAUUUUAAAAAAAGUUUUUUUAAAAUAAAUGAAUGUUUCCAAAUAAUUAUUAUGAUAAGAUUUUUAAUUUAAUGGGCUCCGUGUGUCACAUAAUGAAAAUCAACUACUAAAUUUUACACUUAUAUGCAUUCCGUAAAGAUGAUUUUAAAUUAUUUUUGUGCUUUUUUAUCCUUGCUUUUUUUUAGAGUAUAAAUUAUGUAGGGCCACUGGAAGGUAGUGUGGAAUGGGUGGGGGAUGGUGGCGAGAGGUAGGGAGUAGGAGGGGAGCAGUGUUAGGGGGUUGGAAGAAUUGGGUUGCUGAGGCAUUUACCUAGGAAGUGGAUUGAAGACUGUGGAGAUGGUAGGUGGUAGUUGCAUGAGAAAAUGGUAGGUGAUAGGUGGAUGUGGAGAUGGUAGGUGGUAGUUGCCUGAGAAAAGGGUAGGUGAUAGGUGGUUGUGGAGAUGGUAGGUGGUAGUUGCCUGAGAAAAGGGUAGGUGAUAGGUGGUUGUGGAGAUGGUAGGUGGUAGUUGCCUGAGAAAAGGGUAGGUGACAGGUGGUUGUGGAGAUGGUAGGUGGUAGUUGCCUGAGAAAAGGGUAGGUGAUAGGUGGUUGUGGAGAUGGUAGGUGGUAGUUGUCUGAGAAAAGGGUAGGUGAUAGGUGGUUGUGGAGAUGGUAGGUGGUAGUUGCCUGAGAAAAGGGUAGGUGAUAGGUGGUUGUGGAGAUGGUAGGUGGUAGUUGCCUGAGAAAAGGGUAGGUGAUAGGUGGUUGUGGAGAUGGUAGGUGGUAGUUGACUGUGGAAAUGGUGGGUGAUAGGUGGUUGUGGAGAUGGUACGUGAUAGUUGGGUGGGGAUGAAGAUGGGGAGAACCAUCAAAAAGGCUGAAUGCCUGUUUUUGGGUCAAGUCAAACAUAAAAGACCAAUAACAAAUUGUCCAUAGUUUAAUCUGUCCAUUUAUACUUAGUUCGUAUAAACGCAUGGGUUGUGACUCCCUUUGUUUUCAAUGGGUUUGUCGACUGAAACAAUAAACUAAAAAAUAUCAAUUUUUAAGCGCUAUUCAUAUUUAAUAGGUUUUUUAAAGUUUGAAUGACAGUUUAAAUCAUCACAUAAUUUAUGUCAUUAACUGGUUAACUACCAUAAGCCACUGGGAGCGGCAGGGCAUGUCUUUUUUUAUGGCCACGAGCCGCUGGUAGUGCCAACGUUAGUAUCAUAGUCAACAUGACCUAGAUUUAAUUCAGCCUCAGCCAGUUUUUCAAUCUCAUAGCUAAUCAGUUAAAAUUAUAUUUUACUUCAUAACAUUUUAUUUAGGUGAUGCUUUUGUCAUUUAACUAAUUAACCAUUUCACCAAAAUUAUUUGUUGAAACUUAGAUGAGGCAUGAGCAAAUGGAGAUGGCAAAUGAAGCUUCCAGAGAAAAAGAAACUUCUAGAAAGAUGGUUAGUCACAAAUUAUAAGUGUUUGUGAGAUAGAUGUACCAUAUAUAUCUUUAUUUUAAUGCAAAAUAUUUUUUGUGAGAGAUUUAAUUUUUACAAAAUAUUUUUAAAAAUUUCUUUUUUUUUCUAUAAGCUUGGGCAGCAGAAGGAUGAAAUGAAAAGACUGAUGGAUGAACAAAUUCGCUUGGCCAGAGAAGAGGUAGGGAUCAGAUGAACCGUUUUAAAAAUCAUUGACUUAAAACUGUUUUUAGAUUAAAAAUACAGUUAAAAAGGAAAAAACUUAUUUUAUCUCAUGUUAAUUAAGUUACACCACUUUUUCUUCUUGAAAAGGCCAUGGUGAAAAUGAAAGAAGAAUCUUCUAAAACACAGAGUGGAGAUCAAACAAAGCUCAAACAAUUACAAGAAAAAAUUGCUAAUCUUGAAUCUCAAUUAACAAAGGUGAAAAAAUGAUGAGUUCCUAUUUAUUUAAUAUUGUAAUUAAUGAAUUAUAUUGACUUAUUUAUGUGUCGUAGCAGAGAUUGAUACCUUCAUCCUGGUGCAACAAUCUUACAUUAAUGCAAAUCUACCACCAUUAAAGCAUUUUCAAGAUUGCUAUUUAGUAAUACUAUAAAAGAGAAGAUCUUAGUCUUAGAGAAAAAGUUUUAGAAGUAGUCAUAAAAUUUAACUCUUACUUUGAAAUCAUAAAAUGAAAAAAAAAUUGUAUUUUAAACAUAUUCAUUAAAUUCAAGGAAAAAGACAAAAACAAUUCUUUGAAUAGCAAGUCUGUAGACACAAAAGCUGUAAAAGAAAUGGAAGAGAAACUGAGAUCUGAAAUACUCAGGUAAUUUAGAUUACUAGCAGAUAAUGAUGGUCAUUACUUUAGAUACCUGGUAGAUAUAUAUCUAUUUGUUUAAUGUCCCCCAAAGCUAGGCAUGAUUUUGUAACACUUGAGAAAUGGUUUAAAUUUAAAAUAUUUUAGCAUCAUUAACAAACUUGAAUUGCUUGGAAGAUAAUUACUAGUUCAGUAUGUGCCCAUCCAUAUAAAACAAUUAUUAGAUAAUGUCUUAAUAAAUUUGCUGUAAUUACAUUAUUGUUUUUAUUAAAUUUUAUUUAUCUUUUUUGGUUCAUGGCUGAUUUUUUUAGGCAGUGUCUACACAUCGGGUAACUGGACAAAUAGUGCGGGGGAUAUUCUUCCAGCGGGCAUAUCACGUGACCACCGGACGACUUGUGGGUGUUAUUAUUCCGGCAGACACGUCAUGUGUCCAGAGGUCACCGGCAAAAUAGUUGCAUUGCAUAAGAUAUACCAAUAUUGUGUAUAUAUGUUAGUCAGCCGAUCCCUAGAUAAUAAAUAAAUACCGAAUAUGUUAAAAUUUUCAAAUGCUCUGAGAUACAUAAAGUGUAUCAUAAGCUUUUGACUUUGAAUUAAAAAUAUUAUAAUACAAGUAGUCUAUUUGAAUCUGACUCAUCAAAAAAAACAAAACAAAGUCCGAUGUCUUGGUUUAAAUAUCUUAUAAAGCUCUACCUAGUAGCCUAAAUUUAAAAUAUGAAUGUUAUAUAGAGCUUGUUUACAUAAUUUUUCUCGUGCGUGCCCUCUGAUUGACCCCGCAUGAGACGCUGUGUUCACAGGGGGGUGUGGCUUAGUCGUUUGAUCUGUCGUGUUUAUGCCGCCAGCCACUAAAAAUAAUUAAUCUGUUCUAAAUAGUAUUUUGUAGAAUGAUUGUGAUUGUUCUAGAAAUGCUGGAUAGCUUCUUGAAGGCAGGGCUUGGGCGUCGGUAGACCCACCUAUAUAAGAAAUUGACAGGCACGUACGGAGAGACGGAGAUUCAGAUAGCUUUUAUUAACUUCACGAGACGUGUAUUAUUCUUUGUGUUCUUAUAUAUGUGUUUAUUUUCGCAUUUCAUCAUUAUUCAUUGGCACAUUAUUCUAACUGUAUUAACUGUGUACCGGUACGAGAUCUACCAUACUGUAAGUUGAAGAUUGUAAUUAUAUUUUCUUUACUUUUGUAAUUAUCUUAAGAAUUAAUAAAUCUUAUUAAUUGUAACUAGAAACUGUUUUGGGUGUCGUAUCUUUAAUAUUGUUGAUUCUAUGGUAUCGUCCUUUGUUAGGCACUGUUUACAACGAGCCAAAUUAAAAUUAAAAUAGGAGAUUAAUUUCUCCCAAUACAAGUCAGUGCGUAACAAUGAACCAAACAAAAUAAGACCCAGUUGGCUUUCAAUAGAUCUACUGUCAAAAAAGUUUUAUUUAGGGCCAUUAAUAUUGGGUGAGAAGUAGGCUACCCUAACAGCACACUAUAUUGGCCCUAUAUUAAGAUAUAGGGUCUAUUUCUUUAUGAACUAUCGACCUCACCGCUUUAAUUAUUUAUCACCCUCACUAUCAUUUUUAUCCUUUCUCUCUCAGUAUUUCUUCCUUUUAUUAUCCUUCCCCCUCCCCCCCCCCCCCAUUUUUUCUUUUUUUUUUCUUUCCCCCCCCCCCCCCCCUGAUUUGUUGAAAUGAAGUAAACCCGUUGCACACAUGCAUCUCCGAUGCCAUUUUUUUUAUUCUGAUCGAUUAUUAGCGGUCACGUGAUAAGUCUGACGGACAAAUAUCUCUCCCAAUUUUGUUACAGCAGUCAUGUGACUUUGUCGCCGGACGAAUAUAUGGAGAAUUUAUUCGUUCGGUCGCCGGACGUGCAGACACUUUGUUCUGUUUUUUUCCUAGCAGCCACUUAACAUUUCUUAUAAUUUGUAAUCUUCAUUCUUCUUUUAAUACUGUUAGACUCCAAGGAGAACUGGAAAAGACACAUCAUAUGUGGGAAAAGAAAUUUGCUAUUCUCCAACAAAGGUAGAAAUCAAUUCUGCUAUUAUUUUGUCAAGAUUCUUAGAUAUUUUUUCUCAUCAAUUCCUUUUCUAGAUAAGACUUUGCCUUGUUCAAUCAGAUAAAAAGAGUUGUAGGUAUCAAAAAGAAAAAAUUAAAAUUGUCUUAUUUAUUUAACGUAACAAGGUUUGAAAAAUGAGAUAAUUAGUUGUAAAGUAUUAUUUACAAAUAAGUCCUCUUAUCUGAAAAAUUCAAUUUGUAAUUGAAAUAACUUGACAGCCGUUUACUAUUUUUAUUUUCUCUCUAUCUUGAUAUCAGCAUGCAUGCCUUAAAGGAUGAAAGUUACUUGAGACAGACCCUUCAGAGACAGGCAGCCCAACUACACCAUGCUGCUGUCAGUUAUUCUGUAAGAAAUCCCUCAACCCUUACUGGCAUUAUGGUCUGUUAACACUUACUCUAAUCUCUAAUGUUCAUAUCACCGCCACAAAACUGAUUUUUUUCCUUCGCCAGUACGAUGUAAAUUUCUGGGAUUUAUAAUGACUGAGACCGUGAAACCAAGGUUUGAUAUAAAUAGCUUUUCAUAUCACAUUAAUUUACAUAUUUGCAUCAUUCAAAGUUGCAUUGGGUAGUUCCUAGAUUGCAUUGCUGUGUCUACACUGUUAAAUGAUUACAUUAGCGAAAAGUUUUUACACAUUUUUGUAACCUUGUUUUAAGCUUGCUUGGAGAUCUUGUAUCAUAUAAAUUAAAAAGACCUGAAUACAUGAAGUUUGCAAUAAACUCUGCAAAUCUGCAAACCUUCUAAUGCUUCAUUUGGCUUUUGACAAGAGUGGGUUUUCGAAUGGUAUGCACAUGUCAAGGGCAUUACAGAGUCUUUUUAAGACGACAAACUUUCAGGGAGAUCAGAGAUCACAAGAAAAAGUUGAGAAACUUAAUCAACUGGACCCCUGUAAUACAAUGCAGAAUCUUUGUCAUAUGACUGGAGUCAGUUAUGGAGUCUGCCAAAAGAUCCUAACAGAAGACACACAAAAAGAUGAAUUGCUACCAAGUUUGUUCCAUGACUUUUGAUACUGUAUCAGAAGCAGAAGUGUGAUGUGUGCCAUGAUCUUUGCGAGUUGAUGAACAACCCAACAUUCAUCUCUAAGAUCAUUGCAAGGGAUGUAACUUGGCCUGGACCUUUUUCCUUAUUUCCCAAACGAGGGAGAUGAUGAACGUUGGCCUAGCCCCUUGUAACUUUGCAUUGAUUCUCAAACGAGGGAGAUGAUGAACGUUGGCCUAGCCCCUUGUAACUUUGCAUUGAUUCUCAAAUGAAAUUUAAGUUAAAUAAUCCCUGCUCCAACUCAGAAGAAGAAAUUCUAAGGAAUUCAAAGAUGUCAUUGAACAUGAUGUUUUUUUUUAAAAGACUUGAUGGUGCCUCUGAAGUAGGGAAGAUGUACUGGGAUCAGUUUGAGGCAAUGUGCCUCUGAAGUAGGGAAGAUGUACUGGGAUCAGUUUGAGGCAAUGUGCCUCUGAAGUAGGGAAGAUGUACUGGGAUCAGUUUGAGGCAAUGUGCCUCUGAAGUAGUGAAGAUGUACUGGGAUCAGUUUGAGGCAAUGUGCCUCUGAAGUAGGGAAGAUGUACUGGGAUCAGUUUGAGGCAAUGUGCCUCUGAAGUAGGGAAGAUGUACAGGGAUCAACUUGAGGCAAUGUGCCUCUGAAGUAGUGAAGAUGUACUGGGAUCAGUUUGAGGCAAUGUGCCUCUGAAGUAGGGAAGAUGUACUGGGAUCAGUUUGAGGCAAUGUGCCUCUGAAGUAGUGAAGAUGUACUUGAAUCAGUUUGAGGCAAUGUGCCUCUGAAGUAGGGAAGAUGUACUGGGAUCAGUUUGAGGUACAGUGCCUCUGAAGUAGUGAAGAUGUACUGGGAUCAGUUUGAGGCAAUGUGCCUCUGAAGUAGGGAAGAUGUACUGGGAUCAGUUUGAGGCAAUGUGCCUCUGAAGUAGGGAAGAUGUACAGGGAUCAGUUUGAGGCAACUCCAGCCAAAAUUAAUCAAAGGCAAGUCUACAUUUUUGCUUACCCUUUGUCUCUGAUCAUUCUAAUACCACCACAUUUACUCUAUUAAAAUAUUCUGAAUGUUAAAACAGAGAUACAUUAAAUUUUGUAGUUUCAUUUUUAUUAUAUUUCCCUAAUGCAGGUUGACAUGCCAUCUGGUGUAUCACCAGUAAAAGAACAUUCACCCCCUUUGAAGAAACCUUUGGUACGAUCAGUCAACUUUUUAUGUAAUACAUUUUGUAUGUAUCAGUUAUUUUUAACAUAUUUCUUUACAAACAUUUAUACAUCUUUAAAUGAUUAAGUUUGUCUUUUUUUAAUUUUUACAAUUGUCACACAUUUGACAGUUUUAUGUCAUGCAAUUGACAGUUUUCUGUCACGCAUUUGACAGUUUUAUGUCACGCAAUUGACAGGUUUGCUUUACAACAACUUUGUUCCCUUUUAUUUAAAAAAAAAAAGCCUGAUAUAGGAAAAAGGAAUAAACGAGGUGGUUCUCAAAGUCAGGAGAAAGACUGCAUAUCUUACACAGUAUCUGCGCCUAGUGGUCGGGGUACAGCCAUGUUUUCUACUGAUGGUAAGUUCUGGCUGGAUAAUGUAAUCUAUUGAGAGUUGAAAUCUGUAGCAGGCAUAAUCAACAAAUAUAACACUUCUCUGGAAAGAAAAUUGAGGGAACAGAAAUAUUAUGCAUCCCAUUAAUUGGAUUACUUAUGCUGUGACCUUAAAGUUCACUUAAACUCUUUGAAAUGAAAAUAUUGGAACUGGGACUUUUCAAAAGAAUCAAAUUUCAUUGGUUUGCUUGACUUGCAGAAGACCAGAUAAUGUCAGAAAAUGAUUUGGGUUUGAUUCCUGCAGAUGUUCUACUGCUCCCUGAACCACUUUUGAGGUGAACAUUCAAGUCUAAGUUUUUAAUCUGCUUUAAAUAUUGAGAUCAUAAAAAUAAUUAUACUUUUUUUAUAAUGGCAAACAAUAUUCUGAAACACUUAAGUUAGUUUUACACUCAAUCUAAAUGAACUUCUGUAUCAACCAAUUUUUGUGCUUUUAGUUUUUAUAUGUCAGUUUUUAUACUCAACCCAAGUGAAUUUAUGUUUUAUACAUUUUUUCACUUAUAGAAAUACUCAAGAUUGUGGUGACGAAAGUAGACCGUCCACUCAGCCUCAUAUCGUAGUCUUACCAAGUAUUGAGGCUAAAUAACGGCCCUCGCAAAUAAACCUUGAAUAAAUAGUUUCAGUUCUGUUUAUUUAUAUAUUUUUUAUAGAUGAGUAAGAAAUGUAAUUAUUGAUGCAACUGAGGUUGUUAUGGAAAUGGAGGGUGAUGACGCUUUAUUUAAGAAUUUUAUCAUUUAAAGGAAGUUCAUAGUUCAUGUGUAACCUUAUUUCAAAAUCUCUUAAAGUCAUUUAAAAAGGGCCACCAUUCUAUGGAUGAGAUACUGUGCAUAUUGAUGUUUAAUUUAUUGUAAUAUUUACUUUCUGUUAAUAAAUGCAAUAAUGAAAACUAAA
Messenger RNA from Lymnaea stagnalis (great pond snail), 16918 nucleotides. Lineage: Eukaryota; Metazoa; Mollusca; Gastropoda; Lymnaeidae. The record is from the annotation of a GenBank genome assembly.